CGUUGAGAUAUGGGUUCUGAUUUAUACACCAUGAAUGAUAGUACUUCCAUCGAUCGAUGAAAGGAAGGUUGUUGCCUUGUUAGGGAUCACAUUUUCCUAAGAGGAAUUAUCAUUUCUCAUAUGUAUUUACCAGUAUAGUAUAUUUAUUCACCCAAACAAGAUCAAUUUCUAGAAAAUUUCUUCUCCUCCUCGAUCGUCUCGAAUUUUAUCUGCGGAGAUAUGGUGCGGAGAUGCUCAAAGAAACUGGCACGGUGCUCAUCACCAGAUUGGGCUUCCCUGCCGGAGGAGCUGCUUGUGUUGGUCCUCCGCCGCCUGAUCCAACUCUCCGACUACAUCCGCUUCGGCGCCGUCUGCAAGCCAUGGCACGCCGCCGCGGACCUCCAGAAGGACCAUCGGCGCAGAGAAUUAGUCCACAAACCGGAACUACCGAUGUUAUUGAUACCGCCACCAGCCAAGACGGCGGAGGAGGCGGACUACCACUGCCGGAGACUGUAUAGCGUCACCCGGAGAAAGGUCCUCAAUUUGGAGCUGCGAGUUCCUUAUCCCCGGAGGUGCUGCGGUUCUUCUCACGGAUGGUUAGCCACCGAGAACGAGGCGGACGCGGGCAUUACACUCCUUAACCCCUUCUCCGGUAAGUCCUUCCGCUUCCCUAAGGUGAGUCUUGACCAAUAUAUCAAACCCACCAUGAGACAUAAAUUUAGUUACGAACUUCAUAUCCUUAAGGUUGUUUUGUCCCAUGAUCCUGCCCUGAUGCCCAAUAAUGACUUCGUUGUCGUGGCAAUUUUUGAUAUGAUGAGGAGUUUAGCGUACAUCAAACCAGGCGACAAUAAGUGGACUUACAUACCGCCGAUAAUUAUGUCCUCCUUGACGGAUGCCAUAUAUCAUCUCGGAAAAUUUUAUGUCGUUGAUGUCUAUUCUGGGAUAUUCUGUGUGGAUAUUAGCAGUUUUAGAAAACCCCGAGUGGAAGUGGUGGCUCCUCGUACUCCCACAAAAGCUAACAAGGCAUAUAUUGUCAAAUCACGUGGGGAAGACUUGUUGCUGGUUCAGAGAUUUCUCGAAUGGAGAGGCAAGCCAAGACGAUGGGUGACCUCGUGUUUUAAGAUCUUUAAGGUGCUGGGCUUAGGAGGCGGUAGUAGUGGCGCCGGCAGUUCUGCUGCUGCAAGCGAUGGACAGAUUGUUGAGAGGGUUGAAAUCCAUAGUCUAGACGAUGACACCCUCUUCUUGGGGGAUAAUUAUUCUCUAUCUGUGUCUGCUUCAGAUUAUCCUGGGUGCCGUCCAAAUUGCAUAUACUACACUGAUGAUUGCAUCGACGACAAUCCUUAUGGCUCUCAAGACAAAGGUAUCUACUGCUUACUGGAUAGAAGAUUUGCGCCACAUUACCGAGCCAAAACAGAAGAGAAGUAUUUUCACUUGCCUCGUCCAAUCUGGAUAGUGCCAACGCUGCUGCCAUGACACUCCCUAGCAAUUUUUCUUCACUAGGCUAGCUCCAUUACUAAACAAGGGAGACGGAAUGAGAGAUUAUUAGACUGUGAAACCGAAAUAAAAGAAGACAU
Messenger RNA from Rhododendron vialii, 1553 nucleotides. RefSeq names its product putative F-box protein At3g25750. The transcript has 2 exons. The record is from RefSeq and is a predicted model, not a curated record. Bases 220 to 1452 code for a protein of 410 amino acids. Gene Ontology annotation, molecular function: protein binding. NCBI's taxonomy places the organism in Eukaryota, Viridiplantae, Streptophyta, Magnoliopsida, Ericales, Ericaceae.